GUUGACAUACCAAUUGUCAAUCAGUAUUCAUUUCCAUCGGGUCAUUCAUCAAGAGCAGCUCUAUUAUCAUUUUUUUGGUUAACGCUUCGUUCCUCAUCUCAUCUAAAAAUCGUUCGUGAAAUAAUUCGAGUUUUUCCGUUUCUAGUGGCAUUGAGUCGCGUUAUGAUGGGACGACAUUAUUUGACUGAUGUUUUUGCAGGUCGUUUUAUUAUUUACAAGUAUUUUUAUCUCUCUUCAUUUGAUAAUUAA
Molecule: messenger RNA, 249 nt
Organism: Dracunculus medinensis (Guinea worm)
Lineage: Eukaryota; Metazoa; Nematoda; Chromadorea; Rhabditida; Dracunculidae
Source: the annotation of a GenBank genome assembly